AUGGAAGUGGACUCAAUGGCCGGUCAGGACAUGAUCAUCAAUGCACAGCUCAUCACACAGCAGACGCAAGAAAAUACUGAACAAAUGGAUGUUGAAGAUGAAGAGAAUCGUCCCGUACGUCCGAAUUUUCCAGCCUUGAGUGCCCAGCAACAAUCAGGAGGCAAGAAUGAUUUUCGUCGCGUGCGUGUGCCUGCUCAUCGUUAUACGCCAUUGAAAAAUGACUGGACGAAUAUCAUGAAGCCCAUUGUCGAGUAUUUAAAACUACAGAUUCGUAUGAAUACCAAGACACGGUGUAUUGAGCUCAAGAACUCAUUGCAUACGACCGAUGCUGGUGCAUUACAAAAGGCUGCUGAUUUUGUACAGGCGUAUAUGAUGGGAUUUGAAGUACAGGAUGCCGUAGCUUUAUUACGUCUAGAAGAUUUGUUUAUUGAUACAUUUGAGGUAAAUGAUGUCAAGAUGCUCAAGGGUGAUCACUUGAGUCGUGCGAUUGGUCGUGUAGCUGGACAGGAUGGUAAGACCAAGUACGCUGUGGAGAAUGCAACACGUACGCGUAUUGUACUAGCUGACCAGAAGAUUCAUAUUCUUGGUUCAUUCUCGAAUAUUAAGCUAGCACGUGAUGCAAUCUGCUCGCUUAUUAUGGGUGCACCACCAGGCAAGGUGUACAACAAGAUGCGUAAUGUAGCUAGUAGAAUGAAUGAACGAUUUUAA
Peronospora belbahrii is the source of this 708-nucleotide messenger RNA. The record is from the annotation of a GenBank genome assembly. Lineage: Eukaryota; Oomycota; Peronosporomycetes; Peronosporales; Peronosporaceae.